CUCUCCUCUCGCCGCCGGGGCGGCCGGGGCCGCAAGGAAGAGUCGGGAUUGGCCUGGACCACCAGUGGCUCCUGGCGCUUGCGCAGCUGCUUCUUCUCAAACAGGCGCCCGCUGAAGGAGGCCCUCAGAGGGCUUAGAGAUUCUCUAGCUCCAAGGCUCCCACGCUGUCCGUCACGUUUCACAGAGGGGAAGACUGAGGCCCAGAGAGGCAAAGUGGCCACUCCGAGGUCACACCAUGGGCAGGGGCACAGCUUUGGCGGGAACCGGGAACAGGGAUAAGGGGAGGGGCCCUAGUACCUGCUGCUCCAGCUUCUGCUGCCUCACAGCUGCCAGCUCAUUGCCCAGACUCCUAAGAACAGAGGUACACGGGUCUGAAGUUGGUCCUGGGCUCCCCCAGUCUGUGGGCAGUCCCCCUCCCAAAGCAGAACUUCAGUGAAAUUACAAGGAGGAGAACUCUGGCCACUGCCCUCUGGGGACCCAGGACUCCCCUUACCCUAGGGAUCCGGGUGUCCCCUCCCCCAGCCUUGCAUUCCUCUAGCCUACUCCCUACCUUCUUGCACACCCAAAUGCACAAGGACCCAGGUAUGUGUUCUCUAGACUCCACUCCACCUCCACCCCAUUCCCAGCAGAAAAAAGCAUAACUCAGGAAUCUGUCCUCCACAGCUCACUCUCCUGAGACAUCCUAGUGAUGACAGGGACCAGGCCUCAGGAUUUCAGCUCCCUGUUCUUGGGUUUUAGCCACCCUCAGAGACCCAGGAAUGAGGCCCUCCAGUCUCAACUCCCCUCAGGACUCAAAAGCAUGGCCCUGAGGUCUCAGCCUCCUUCAGGCCCCAGGAGUGUGGCAUGAGACUCUCAGAUCACAAGGAGAGGGCCUCUGCCUUCUCUGGGAGGUCCCUGGCCUUGACCCCCACUUUGCUUUUUUCCCUGUCCUCAGUUGAUGCCCUGGCUAAUCUAUUUCUAGUUUGGAGGGCUGUGAUUAGGGAUUGAGGACACAAAAGUCCUGCCUUCUGCCUCUGCAUCUUGAUGGGAAAGCCUUGACUUUCAGCCUCAAGACCUACAGCAGCUUCACAGCUUUGGUCCCUUCCUCGAUCCCAAUGGAACAGUCCCUCACUCUUUCACCCCUUUUCUCUUUUCCUCUAUUUUUCCCUCAGCCAAUAUGCCUUCCCCUUUGCACAUUAGCAGCUUUCUCUCCUGACCUGGAAGGAACAGGGAUGCUCCUUGAGACAUCAGAGGUUGGGGAACUAUUCUGGGGCAAACUCCUAUUUCUUACAUGAACUGAAGCUCUAAGAUUGCAAUUUCUGAAGGCUAGGAACUCUUCCCCAAACUUAUGAGUACCUAAAGGGGCUAAGGCAUAUGGCCCAUGACAGCUGAAUCGCUGAGGGAAUGAGGACUGGGGGCCUCAGACUCCUGGGUCCCUAAAACCCAGAAAGUCUCUGGGCUUGGGAAGCUGAGCCCCACUGAGAAUGGGGACUGAGAGGAGGCAAAUUUCAGAGUGCUUGAAAGAAACGGACAUGCAGUCUGGUCAGUUUCCCAUCUGUCCUUGCUCCCCCAUAUCUGGUUUGCUCUGCCUCCCAAAGCCGGGCAGGUCCCUGGGUAGGGGGGGCUAGUGGUAGGUACCUUCCAUGAUGCUCUAAGCCCGGGUGGGGGGGGACCCCCCCAGGACCGGCCCCGCCCCCCAUCCCCGGCCUGCUCCUCCUCCUUUUAGCUCCCACUACCGGGCUCCCUGGGGGCCACUGAACCCUAUCCCCUAUCCGCUGCCUAGCGACUGGCUCAAUGUUCCAGCUUGUGAUUGGUACUUUUAGGUUCCUUAAAGGGCCCAAAUAGCCACCUCGUAGCCCCCUUAGGAAGGUAAAAGGAAAGGUACUACAACUCCCACGAAGGUUGGCGGCGCAAUAACAGAAGGAAGAGGGAAUAACGCCCUCCUGCUGCCUCCUGGGAGUUGUAGUUGCACGGCCAUCUCCUUGCCUUCUACAUGCUUUCGCCCAAUAAGGAGACUGGGGCGGGGCUGAAACUGGGAGCUUGCGUAGAGGCAGGUUCUGUCUCUUAUGGGCGGAGCCUGCCCAUGUGACACCUACAUAUAGGCCAAAUCCCCUUUCGAUUGGCUAGUUUGGAGGCGGGGGCGGGACGAAUUGAAAGUCUUGGAGCCAACGAAGAAGUCGUAGGCUGAGCUUUGGCAGGAUCCGGGCUUGGAAACCUUCUACCUUGCUCGGCCCUUUGGAAGUGCUGAGAACCUUCUCUGCAUCCCCGGGCUCGUGCGGAGAGACACCGCUCAGCAUGUUGCCCCGGGGGCUGUUGGCCGCUUUUCUGCUGCUGUUGCUGCCCGCACCUGCUCACCCAGCUCCCCUGGACCGGCCUGAGCCAAAGAAGGAUGACAUGCCGUCUUCUCCUCCUGAGACUCCGGACACAGGACUCUAUUACCAUCGCUAUUUACAAGAGGUGAUCCAGGUCCUGGAGACAGAUGGACAUUUCCGAGAGAAACUGCAGGCUGCCAAUGCGGAGGACAUCAAGAGUGGGAAACUGAGUCGGGAGCUUGACUUUGUUAGUCACCACAUCCGCACCAAACUGGAUGAGCUCAAGCGGCAGGAGGUGUCUCGCCUGCGGAUGCUGCUCAAGGCCAAGAUGGAUGCUGCCCAAGAGCCUGAAGUACAGGUUGAUCACCUGAGCCUUCUGAAGCAGUUUGAACACCUGGACCCUCAGAACCAGCACACAUUUGAGGCCCGAGACCUGGAGCUCCUGAUCCAGACGGCCACUCGGGACCUCGCGCAGUAUGAUGCAGCCCAUCACGAGGAGUUCAAACGCUAUGAGAUGCUGAAGGAGCAUGAGAGACGGCGUUAUCUGGACUCCCUGGGUGAGGAGCAGCGGCUGGCGGAGGAGCGGAGGCUGGAGGAGCAGAAGCAGAGACACCGACAGCACCCUCGGCUCAACGUGCCAGGUAGCCAGGCCCAACUGAAAGAGGUGUGGGAGGAGACUGAUGGGCUGGAUCCCACUGAGUUCAACCCGAAGACCUUCUUCAGGCUACAUGAUACAAACAGCGAUGGUGUCCUGGACGAGCAGGAAUUAGAGGCGCUCUUUACCAAGGAGCUGGAGAAGGUGUAUGACCCCAAGAAUGAAGACGAUGACAUGCGGGAGAUGGAGGAAGAAAGGCUGAGGAUGCGUGAGCACGUGAUGAAGACAGUGGACACAAACCAGGACCGCCUGGUGACCCUGGAGGAAUUCCUCCUGGCCACACAGAGGAAGGAGUUUGAAGAGGCAGCCCUGAAGGGCUGGGAGACACUGGAGGAGCACCCAGCUUACACGGAGGAGGAACUUCGACGCUUUGAGGCAGAAUUGGCGGCCCGAGAGGCUGAGCUGGCAGCCCAGGCCCAGAGGUUGAGCCAGGAGAGCAAGGCCCUGGACCACUCCCAGGGGCUGCUGGAGGUCCAGAAGAAGGAGCUGCAGCAGGCUGUCCUUCACAUGGAGCAGAGGAAGCAACAACCCUCCCCAGACCCACCAGCUCCAGGCCCUGAUGGACAGCUCCUUUUCCAGCCCCAUGCAGAGACAGGAGCCCAAGCAGAGCCAGCCAUGGUAAAGGAGGGUCCAGCCCCAGUCCCAGAUUCCCCUGUGCCUGAUUCCCAGCACUAGUGAUCCGCAAGGCCACUCAAUAAAGACUUUCUGGGCACCACGAC
Trichosurus vulpecula (common brushtail) is the source of this 3665-nucleotide messenger RNA. Its product is annotated as nucleobindin-1-like. Bases 2275 to 3621 code for a protein of 448 amino acids. Lineage: Eukaryota; Metazoa; Chordata; Mammalia; Diprotodontia; Phalangeridae. Gene Ontology annotation, molecular function: calcium ion binding. The record is from RefSeq and is a predicted model, not a curated record. The transcript is spliced from 13 exons. Gene Ontology annotation, cellular component: extracellular exosome; endoplasmic reticulum-Golgi intermediate compartment.